AUGCAAUUCAAUUCCCUGGUUCUCCUAGCAGGAGCAACCAUCCUCUCACCAUUCGUUCAAGCUCAGACUUGGACCGCUUGCAAUCCUCUCAAUACAACAUGUCCCAAUGAUCCAGCUUUGGGUACAAACCAUACUUUCGUUUUCAACACAUCAUCCACAGUCGACAACUAUUUCAACAUCACCGCUGGGUCUCUUUCAUAUGGCGAUGAUGGUGCCGAAUUCACUAUCGCCAAACAAGGACAAUCACCCACCAUCGAAUCCAAGUUCUACAUCUUUUUUGGCCAGGUAUCUGUGAUCAUGAAGGCUGCACCUGGAGUAGGUAUCGUAUCAAGUAUCGUUUUGGAGAGUGACGAUCUGGACGAAAUAGAUUGGGAAUGGAUUGGAGGUAACACCACUCACGCCGAGACCAAUUAUUUUGGAAAAGGAAAUACUACUUCCUAUGAUCGGGCCAUCUGGUACCCAACUCCUACCGAUCCAACAACAAACUUUCACAACUACACCAUCGACUGGACUGCCGAGAGAAUUCAAUGGUGGAUUGACGAUAGUCUUGUUCGAACCCUUGCAUAUGCUGAUGCGGUUAAUGGCAAGAACUUCCCUCAAACCCCCAUGACAGUCCGAAUUGGAAUCUGGUCCGGUGGUGAUCCAAAGGGGAACAGCGUGGGAACAAUCGAAUGGGCUGGUGGAGAGACCGAUUUCACCAAGGUUCCAUUUACGAUGUACGUGAAGAGUGCAGCAGUUCAAGACUACAGCACUGGCUCAGAAUAUCAAUGGACUGAUAAAACUGGAGACUGGCAAUCCAUCAAAGUUAUCAGCGGUAACUCGACUGUCGCAGAGACUAUCACCAAGAAUGAAACCCCCACACUCUCCAUCGGUGAAAAAUGGGACAACCUUCCUAAGACCACCAAACUCGCAGUCUACUGUGGAGGUGGUGCCGCAGUCGCCGCUCUCGUCUCUGCCUUCCUCUUCACCUUCCUCCGUCAACGUCGCAAUGGCCGUCUAGAACGUGAAGCCUACAACCAAUUGAUUGAAAAGCAACAGCAAGACGCCUACAAAGACCAAAUGGAAUUGCACAACAAGGGUCUUGGCGGUUUCGAUAACAACUCACAUGCCACCCAAGGAGAUGACGCACUUGGAGGCUGGGGUAACGACCAAGGAACUGGAUACGUCGGACCUAGUGGAAGCGCGAGCGCAAUGGCUAGUGGAAGUCCGAUGGUGCAGGCUGGCCAACAUGGUCCCAUGAGUCCGACGAUGGUUAUGCGAAAUGCGGAGAUGAGUCCACAUAGUGCGGAGUUUCCUCAACCGCAACAACCGAUGUUUGGGGGUAGUGCCAAUGGUGGUGCUUACAUGAAGAUGUGA
This is a messenger RNA of Botrytis deweyae, 1356 nucleotides long. RefSeq lists its product as uncharacterized. Bases 1 to 1356 code for a protein of 451 amino acids. Gene Ontology annotation, biological process: carbohydrate metabolic process; fungal-type cell wall organization. The transcript has 2 exons. Gene Ontology annotation, cellular component: fungal-type cell wall. The record is from RefSeq and is a predicted model, not a curated record. NCBI's taxonomy places the organism in Eukaryota, Fungi, Ascomycota, Leotiomycetes, Helotiales, Sclerotiniaceae. Gene Ontology annotation, molecular function: hydrolase activity, hydrolyzing O-glycosyl compounds; glycosyltransferase activity.